AUCGGGGUGUAAUUGGAUGUGCUACAGAAGACGUCACCCCUUUAAAGCACCUCUAGACGUCGGCUCUCACUUAUAACUGCCACUAAACAUCCUCAACUUGCUCAUUAUUCUCAACCUCACUCUUCUCAACUAAUCAUCAAAUCUUAUCCAAAGCUUCAUCAAACCAAACCAAAAUGGAACAACUCGUAGCCGUCCAGCGCCCCAUGGGCAUCUUUGAGCAGUACAUGGCUCCCAGCACCCAAACCCUGGUCCUCAAGGAGAAGGUCUUCUCCCUUUCGCAGGACAGCUUCGACGUCACCAAUAUCAGUGGCGAGCCCGUGCUCAAGAUUGAGGGUCGCCACAUGACCAUCUCGGGUCGCAAGACCGUCAAAGACAUGGCAGGCCAGCACCUCUUUGACAUUGUCCGGGAGAAGAUGCACGUGCACGAGACAUAUGUGGCCGAGGAUCCCGCCGGCAAGAAGUUGAUGGAGGUGAAGAGCUCGUUCAAGGUGGUGGGAAGCAAGGCGACCGUCACAUUCAUGUCCAAGGGCGACCAUGCCGAGACGCUGACCAUGAAGGGCAACUGGCGCGACACGUCGGCGGACAUUGUCUGCGAGAACACGGGUGCCGUGGUCGCGCGCAUUGACCGCAAGCUCCUGAACAAGCGUGAGUUGAUGGGGAGCCAGCAGACGUACGCGCUCAUCGUGGCGCCUGGUGUGGACAUGGCCCUGAUGGUGGCGGCGUGUGUCGCGCUGGAUGAGAAGAACAAUGAUUAAGUAUGGCUUAUGUUACGAAUGGCGAGUAGCGUGCAGCACGAGCUCAAUUGACGAACCUAUAACG
Messenger RNA from Emericellopsis atlantica, 819 nucleotides. Its product is annotated as tubby C-terminal-like domain-containing protein. The transcript is spliced from 2 exons. The coding region runs from base 174 to 755 and encodes 193 amino acids. Lineage: Eukaryota; Fungi; Ascomycota; Sordariomycetes; Hypocreales; Bionectriaceae. The record is from RefSeq and is a predicted model, not a curated record.